GGUUUUGCUGUCCUUCCGUAUUUCCAGACACCAUGGCUUACGUACACGUGCGCGAUGUUGCUCAAAACUUGACGAAUGAGUCAAGUGCCAACAGGCAAUCGCCUCUAACAGCAGCAGGAGUCAUCCCUUAGCUCUUUCCAGUUGAACAUUGCCAUGAAGCCUGACAACCAGCUCUCGUUGUCACCUCUCAACAUCAAACCUCCAACAUCGAACACUUUCAACAUCGAAUACUUCCAGCAUCAAACAUGACAUGCCAUCAGGCACCCAACAUGACCUAUCAUCCGGCCCCGACCGUGACCUAUCACCAGGCACCUAACGCACCAACCGUGACAUAUCAUCUAACGCCAAACACUACAUACCAUCAGGCGUCGACUACUGCGGACGUCCCUUCAACUCCACCAACUCCGCCUGUAGACCAAGCAAAAGCCAAAGAAAAUGCCAUCAUGUUGGCCGCAGCAUAUGCUUUGUGCACCAUCCUCCUGGCAUGUCUCGAUAUGGGCGGUCUAUCUCCAACUGCUGACCUAGAUAUCGCCGCUCGCUGGAUCGGCAGCCUCAUCCUUCUCAUCGCAUGCCUGGUGCUACUUGUAUUCGGUCUCGAAGCUCUCGGAUCAGUGUUCCAGUCAGACGACCAUUGUACUGGAGAUUCUGGAAGACAGCGAGCCCAUAUCGGUGCCAUAAUAGGCGUGUAUGCCAACAUCCUAUUGGCCGCUCUCUCAGGCUGCCUAGACAACAAAGGCUUCAUCUACCAGAUCUUUUGGUGCCAAACACUCGCACUGCCUGCCGCCUUCAUCGUAUCCAAAUACCUGGGAGGAAAGAUGGACCACAAAGAGGAGAUGUUGUUGAAGUUCUGCGCUUAUGGACUGGUGAACAUGAUGCUCUGGCUCGACCUCCAGAACCUCCCUCUACCAUUGAAUCACGACAGUUCUGAACUCAGUCCAUUCUUUGCUUGGAUGGGUUGGAUUGCAGGUUUCGUCCUCCUACUCGCCACUAGUGCCUGCCUCCUUUUCGCCAACGUCGAUUACAUCGUCAAGGUCCGUCUUGCAGAUAACCCCUCUGGCAGGAUUCUGACGAUUUUGGGAGCAAUGAUCGGAGUCGGUAUCAUGGUGCUUGGAGUCAUGGCACCUUUCGAGAUGCUCUUCCACGUCUUGGAAGGCAAGCACUGGAUGUAUCAGAUUCUGUGGGCUGUGGUUAGACAUCAUACCCAUACCCAUACCCAUCACUACAGUUGGAACCGAGUACAGAACAAAACAAGGAGGAUCAAAAUGCAAUCAAUUUGAUCAAGGACGCAACCCCUAGCCCUCACUUUCCAUCUUGAUAUCAUCUGUUCAUGAAACCUUCGUGUCAUGUGCUCAUGAGAAAGCUUCUGUCGUAUGCUCGUGAAACAACUUCUGUCGCAUGCUCAUAAGACUUUUUCCUCCCCAUUCCUUCCCUUCAAAUUCUAAACUUGGGUAGAAGUUGCGUCAACUGCACAGCCGAUCUUCUUCAUAGUGACCGUAAUCAUGGAAGCUUCUUCGUAGCUCGUGGCAGCCCAGGUGGAUUGAACAGCUGUAUGAGUGGUACUGACAGGCUCAAACGAGAUACCAGUCACAGUAGGCA
Messenger RNA from Aureobasidium pullulans EXF-150, 1596 nucleotides. RefSeq lists its product as uncharacterized. The coding region runs from base 246 to 1277 and encodes 343 amino acids. The transcript has a single exon. NCBI's taxonomy places the organism in Eukaryota, Fungi, Ascomycota, Dothideomycetes, Dothideales, Saccotheciaceae. The record is from RefSeq and is a predicted model, not a curated record.